Molecule: messenger RNA, 2055 nt
Organism: Penaeus chinensis
Lineage: Eukaryota; Metazoa; Arthropoda; Malacostraca; Decapoda; Penaeidae
Product: copine-8-like
Exons: 7
Coding region: 210-1859 (549 amino acids)
Biological process (GO): cellular response to calcium ion
Cellular component (GO): plasma membrane
Molecular function (GO): calcium-dependent phospholipid binding
Source: RefSeq, a predicted model, not a curated record
CCAGUGUGGCGCCAGACCCCGCAGAGGAAGGGCGUGCUCGGGAAUUCGUUUAAACCUUGGGUAUUCAUCCUCCUUUUCCCUUUGGUAUUUCGUCGAUACAUUGGCCGACGGGAUUUUAUUGAUCGGUGUGUCACGAAGCGCCACCAAGAGAGAGGAGAGAGAGAGGUAGGCAGCAGAAGCACUUAGAGUAGAUUGCAUAGUAGCUGGAGAUGGCCGGGUCAGCAGGCACACCAACGUCACAGGUCGAACUGACAGUUUCUUGCAGGAAUCUACGAGAUACAGAUGUGUUCUCCAAGUCGGAUCCAAUUUGCAUUGUGUACCACCAGCCAUUUGGGUCAAGGGAAUGGGCCGAGCUGAAGCGGACAGAAUGCAUAGACAACACGCUCAAUCCAGACUUCGCAACCAAGAUCCCCCUCACCUACCAUUUCGAGGAGCAGCAGCACCUCAAGUUCUGUCUCUUUGACAUUGACUCCGGCUCCUCCAGCCUAGAGGACCAUGACUUCCUCGGGGAGUUUGAGUGCACCCUGGGCAUCCUGGUGGCCUCACAGAAGGUGGAGAAACCCCUCAGAAAUGACCAGUACAGUAGUAGCGACAAUGGAUCCAUUAUCAUCGUGACAGAGGAGGUCAACUCUAGCAAGGAGGAGCUGCAUCUGCAACUGAUGGCGAAAAACCUGGAGAACCGCAGCUGGUUUUGUGCUCUCGACCCUUUCCUGGAGCUCUACAAGGCGAACGAGGAUGGGUCGUACACUCUGGUCCAUCGCUCGGAGACAGUCAGGAGCACCAAGCAUCCUACCUGGAAGGAGUUUUCCAUUCCGCUGAGCACUCUCUGCAGUGGAGAUUAUGACCGGAACAUCCAAGUAAUGUGCAAGAAUUUCAAGUCGUCAGGCAGCCACAAGCUCAUUGGUACAUUUUACACUACAGCUCGUAAGCUCAAGGAAGGACCAGUGGAGAGUAACACCUACAUGCUCACCCACGAGGAGAGACAGAGACAGAAGGGGAGCAGUUACAAAGGCUCUGGAACAAUUUAUGUCAACAAAGCAUUCAUUCGAGAAGUGUUCUCCUUUAUCGAUUUCAUCAAGGGUGGCAUGGAAAUCAACGCUUUCAUUGGCAUCGACUUUACAGCGUCAAAUGGCAACCCACAGUCGCAACAGUCCCUCCACUUCAUCAACCCCACAAGUCCCAAUCAGUAUGUUAGGGCCAUCCAGUCAGUGGGUGAAAUCAUUGAGGACUAUGACACAGACAAAUAUUUCCCUGUCUUGGGAUUUGGGGCCCGUAUGCCCCCCACAUUUGACCAGGUGUCACAUGAGUUCUUCGUGAAUGGGGAUGCGUCAAAUCCCUUCUGUUACAGAGUCGGAGGAGUAAUUGAGGCUUACUACGGGUGCCUGAAUCGGGUUCAGUUAUAUGGACCCACGAACUUUGCCCCCAUCAUCAACCAUGUAGCCAGGUUUGCUUCAGCUAAUAAAGCCGGAGACAAGUACUUCAUUCUUUUGAUCCUGACAGACGGCAUCAUCACUGACAUGCCACAGACAAAGGAGGCAAUUGUAAAUGCGUCAACCCUUCCCUUAUCCAUCAUCAUUGUGGGCGUGGGUGGUGCCGAAUUUGACUCCAUGGAGGAGUUGGAUGGAGACGUGGUCCGCCUCUCCAGCAAUGGUCGGUAUGCUGCCCGCGACAUUGUUCAGUUUGUGCCCUUUAGGGACUUCCUCAAAGGGAACUGGGAUCCACACAUUUCUAGGUUGAUGCUGGCUAGGGAGGUUCUGGCAGAAGUCCCAGGCCAGGUGCUCUCGUACAUGAAGGCAAAUAACAUACGGCCACAGCCUCCCAAAGUGGACGUGUCUGUGCCACUCCCUGAUGUCAUUUAGAUCGCAUGUUCGAGUGGGAACUAGGAAUGCUCCAGGAGGCACCGGUUCCAAGUUCACAGAGGAAUGGUAUUUUUAAGAAAAGCUUCUUCCUUAUUUAACAUGAAAAAAUGUUUUAUAUGGAAGAACCUAGGCUUAGUCAUGGUGCGUGUACAGUUAGUUUUAGUAAAGAUAUUUACAAAGAUAUUAGCUACAAAUA